This is a messenger RNA of Syzygium oleosum, 687 nucleotides long. Its product is annotated as mitogen-activated protein kinase kinase 5-like. Gene Ontology annotation, cellular component: cytoplasm. Gene Ontology annotation, molecular function: ATP binding; protein serine/threonine kinase activity. The record is from RefSeq and is a predicted model, not a curated record. The transcript has a single exon. Gene Ontology annotation, biological process: protein phosphorylation. The coding region runs from base 1 to 687 and encodes 228 amino acids. NCBI's taxonomy places the organism in Eukaryota, Viridiplantae, Streptophyta, Magnoliopsida, Myrtales, Myrtaceae.
AUGAUGGACUCAGUAAACCAAAGAAGCGUUCAAGAACUUGGUCCCUCAGCCGUCCCCCUCCCCUCCCUGCCCUCCAACUCGGCGCCAUCCACGAGCUGCCGCCACCACAGCGGUAACAACAGCACCGGCAACUGCGUCUGCAGCGUCUUCCCUCCGGCGGCAGUGGGGCGGCAGCAGCAGCACCAGAUGCACUUCUCAGAGCUGGAGCGGGUGAGUCGGAUCGGGAGCGGCAACGGUGGGACGGUGUACAAGGUAAUCCACCAGCCGACGGGGCGGCUCUAUGCGCUCAAGGUCAUCCACGACCACCACGAGGAGGUGGUGCGCCGCCAGAUUUGCCGGGAGAUCGAGAUUUUCCUGGACGUGGACAAUCCAAACGUGGUGAAGUGCCACGACAUGUACGUCCACAACGGCGAGAUCCAGGUGCUGCUGGAGUUCAUGGACGGCGGGUCGCUGGAGGGCAUCCACGUCGGCAACGAGAGCCACCUCAGCCACCUGACCCACCAGAUCCUGAGCUGCCUCGCUUACCUUCACCGCCGCAAAAUCGUACACCGCGACAUCAAGCCCUCGAACCUCCUCGUGAACUCGAGCAAACAGGUCACGAUCGCCGACUUCGGCAUGAGCCGCUUCCUCUACUAUAUUAUGGACCCCAACUCCUUGGUCAGCACCAUCGCCUCCAUGAGCCCCUAA